AAUUCAAUACCCUGAAAUUAAAUGAAAAAUGUAUCUAUGUAAAGGCAAAGUUGGUCUGUUGCUCUUUCAUGUAAUCUCAGAUGUAUUAUUUGCUGCAUCAGUAUAUCAAUCUUUUAUAUAGUUAUUUUGAUAUAAAACACAUACACACACGCACACAGGUUCUGAAUAUUCCUCACUGACUCCUAUAAUGUUCUUUUUGAAUUAAAAUGUCAGAUAUAUAUAUAUAAAAAAACUUAUUUUUGACUAUGUUUUUUUCAAUUCUUGACAUAUAAUAGUGAGAACUGUUGAGACCGAAAACUGAUGAAUUUCUUAAGUACCUACAUUUAAAAUCCUGAAUAAACAGAUUGAAAAAAGAAGCCGAACUAAUAAGGAUAUGAAUAUGGCAAUUAAUUUUCACAACGUUAGCUUCAUUGUGUGUUAAAGAAUACGAGGUUCUGUCCUUAGUUUGAUAUAAGAGCUGUUAAAAGUAAUAAUUAGCUUUUUGGUGUAUUGACAAAUGGAUUAAGUACCUUUAUGCUUGUUUUUAUACUUUUAUUUGUACAUACUUUGAUUGUUAUCGUUGAUGUACCAUUAACCUUUGUUGGCACUAAAAGUGAACGUUCUACAUGACCAUUUCACUUGGGUCUACUUUUUCAGUAAUCUUUACCCUUGGGAUCUUCGUACUUUAAAGAGCAAUCGAGUUAUGAUUCUAUGAGCUAAUCAUUUCUUCUCUCAAAAUCCAUCUCUAUCUCUCUCUAUUUCUUCUACUUAGUCCUCAUAUGACUGUAUUCUAGUAAAUAUCUCUUGUUGUUUUAUCGUCAAUCCCUAAAUUCCUAAUUUCCUUAACGGUAUCAAAGACUUUAAAGAUCAUUCUUAAAAGUUGGAAAAAACACUUUGUCAGAAACUUCUGUUAUGAUAAAAUUGCACACUGUUUUAGAGCCGUGUGAACUUAUAAAGUAUGGAAAAAGAAGAAGACAAUGAAGAAGGAGUAAUAGUAAAUUUUGUUUGCAGGUGUUUGGAACCAUUCAGAGCAUACCACCAAACACAAAUUGCUGUAAGGAUGCAACAAUGGGUGACCAAUGGCCCCGUGUUUUGUAUGUUUUGUGGACAGAUGAAAGAGAGCCAAUCAAUGAUGAUCAAACAUUUCUCCGUAGAUCAUAAGAUACAGUGUGGCCACUGCCGUGCGUGUUUCACCAGCAAACAACAGCUGGCCGUCCAUAUGGCACUCCACAAUAGCAAAGAGACAUCCAAGACUGAUCACUUUGUUGGCCAAAAACUUGAAGGUGACCAAAAAAGGAAGAACACCUGUGGCACGAAUAAAGACACAAAAGAUUCACAAUUUGUAUCUAGUGAGGAUUGUAGGGCAACAAAACUUAAAUCACGCUGCAGAAAGCAACUCGGAAGAAAGCAGGUUUGUAGCACUACUUUGCCCAGAAAGAAUCGAAGCAAAACUCGAUUUCAUUGUGAUAAAUGCCCAUUAUUAUUUUCUAGACGAGUUGACUUGACAAAACAUCUCUGUACGGAAACAUUAAAUUUAGUAAUCAAUAAAAAUGGAAGCACCUCAAACAAAUUUUCACAUACGAAUAAAUUAGACAAGGUAUUACAUGGAGUGUCAGAAGAUUUUUUGGAUGAGAAAAGCAGAUCAGACAUUGAAGAUGAUAUGAAUUUGAUGAAUUACAGUGACGAUUCUGUAAAGAGUGAAGAUAUCAGUCGUCAUCUCGAUGUUAAACCUCAGUUUUCUGUCCAACCUAUGUCUGAAUUAAUUUCUUCAGGUCAACUAUAUUCUUGCUCAAUGUGUGAUUUUGCAUGUACAAAAAAGACAGAAUUAACUGCUCAUCGACUUAAAGAACAUGGAACUGAAAUUAAAAAACUUCAAGGAACUCCUUUGAAAAAUGUUUCAGUCGGUUUGUUUCCAUGUACUCUAUGCAGUAAUUCAUACUCUAGGAAUUCAGACUUAAUGAGGCAUGUUCUCAAAAAGCACGGUGGUGAAAAGUUGUCUAGAAGAUGUGUUGAUUCCGUAGAUGACAUGGAUGUAGAACUCAUCAAUAAAGCAAAAGAAGUUAUAAAUGGCAUCACUGUAUACAGGUGUGAGGUUUGCAACAAGAGUAUGAUUACUAAGAGAGGUUACGUUCGUCACGUGAGAACUCACACCGGCGAACGUCCGUUCACAUGUCACGUUUGUGGUAAACAGUACCGCUCCAGCACUGACCUCUCACGGCAUCUCAAGUGCGUUCAUGACGGAGUGAAAAACUACCCGUGCGAUGUAUGUGGGAGGUGUUUUGCCAACAAGGGCACACGAAACGAUCACCGGCGUACACACACCGGGGAGAAACCGUUCGUCUGUCACAUUUGUGGUAAAUCCUUUCCCACACAGAAUUCUAUAUAUGUUCACCGUAGAACUCACACGGACGUUUUUCCCCACAGUUGUACCACGUGUAACAAAAAGUUCAGGAGAAGACAACAGCUGAUACAUCACAUCAGAAUUCACACCGGGGAGAAACCGCACGCCUGCGAUAUUUGUGGCAAAUACUUUCGAGUAAAAGAUGAAGUGUCAAGGCACAGACUGACUCAUUCCAAUGAAAAACCCCACGUUUGUCCUGUUUGUGGUAUUUGUUUUGCACAAAAGCGCUACCUUUCAAACCACACAAAAACACACCAUUCAAGAUUGAUGUAACAUAAAUGAGUAAGACUGAUUUACAAUUUAGUUUUAUAACCAGAUUGAUGAGAUAUUUUGUACCCUAUAAUAGUUUUGUAUUGGACAGUAUUUUAAAUUUUUGUAUAAGCAUGUAAAGUAAAAUAUUUUAUACAAA
Molecule: messenger RNA, 2789 nt
Organism: Homalodisca vitripennis (glassy-winged sharpshooter)
Lineage: Eukaryota; Metazoa; Arthropoda; Insecta; Hemiptera; Cicadellidae
Product: gastrula zinc finger protein XlCGF57.1-like
Exons: 1
Coding region: 938-2653 (571 amino acids)
Biological process (GO): regulation of transcription by RNA polymerase II
Cellular component (GO): nucleus
Molecular function (GO): RNA polymerase II cis-regulatory region sequence-specific DNA binding; DNA-binding transcription activator activity, RNA polymerase II-specific
Source: RefSeq, a predicted model, not a curated record